Mytilus californianus (California mussel) is the source of this 5169-nucleotide messenger RNA. RefSeq names its product DNA polymerase subunit gamma-2, mitochondrial-like. Gene Ontology annotation, biological process: mitochondrial DNA replication. The record is from RefSeq and is a predicted model, not a curated record. Lineage: Eukaryota; Metazoa; Mollusca; Bivalvia; Mytilida; Mytilidae. Gene Ontology annotation, cellular component: cytoplasm; mitochondrion. The transcript is spliced from 11 exons. Bases 55 to 1188 code for a protein of 377 amino acids.
CACGUGCAGUGCCCUGAUGUAAACAAAACAACAUUUUCUGCAAAAGUAUUUACAAUGGCAAAAGCUAGCUUGACACAGCUGGAGAAAAUAAUCAGCUUGUUACAUAAAUCAUCAUUUGUAAAGAGAAAUAGAAAUAGAGGAAAGUUUAGUAGUUAUACAUUUGGUCCGGCAGGAGUCUUAACAUCUAGAAAUCUCAACCAAUUAUUAUGGGACAGUCUAGUCACUUCACAGAUAGAUACAUAUCCUGUUGAGAACUCCGUCUUCAUGAACACAGAUGAAUCAAAGCAACUUAGAAGUAAUCUAUCUCAAGGUACAUUAAAGCAUUUACCAGAUAUACUACAACUAGUCAACUACACUUUACCUUUUGCUAUAGUUCAAAGAGGACAGACUUUUCCAGCGUCUCUGGCAACACAAUAUGAUGAUAAGUUUUUAUUUGAUUCCUCAGUUAAGACAGGCAUUGUUCUACAGUACUUUUGUAGCCCUGGUUCAGCUCUACAGUCGUUUGAUCAGUGGAUUCAACAGAGAUUACUGUGGUGGAGAAAGUAUGCUAGUAAUCCAUCACAGAUUUCCUGUUCGGAGUUAGAGACUUUAGAUGAAAGUACCAGUAGAGCAUUCAUACAGUGUCAGUUUCCAUGGGGACCAGAUAAUGUUGAGGAAAUUAUCAGUAGGGGAAGUAACCCAGUCAGUAACCUUCAGGAGACUACAAAAGUAAAAUUACAAUGUGAAAAUGGAAAGAAAAGUUACACACCACAUUUGAUAGAGUGUAGUACAGUAUUAGAACAUUGCCUGAUGGCUUGUUUAUGUGAUGCUUAUACAGAAAGUACAGCUCAAAAAGGAAAAAAAUCUCCACCUACUGAGAAAUUAAACUUGCAUCCAAAGAUCGCACCAUACAAGUUGUCUAUAGUCAGUUCAUCAAAAUCAAGAUCAAAUGAAAUCCAGGAAGUUGCAUCAUAUAUAAAUAAAGAUUUAAGGAAUGCUGGGAUUGAUGUAUUUCAUGCAAAAGAUUCCCUCUCAGUUGAAGAUCAGUUUAUAAGAAAUGAUAUGAUGGGCCUGCCAUACACUGCUAUUCUAAGUGAAGGAACAUUAGAGUCAGGAACCAUUGAACUUAGAAAUAAAGAUACUACAUUACAGGAAAAAAUUCACUUGACUCAGCUGAAGGAGAUUAUUUUAAAGAACAUUGACUUCUGACAGGGGAAAUCAUAAAAUAAACUUGUUAAAAUUCAAAAGUAAUCUGCACAAGUUAGAAAUAAUCUUUUUUGUACAGAACAUUGUGAUUUGAGAGACGAAGUUGUUAUAACCAUGUGUAAUAAGAAUGUCAAGGUCACAUGAACUGGAAUAUUCUUAAUGCCUGCAUUUAUAAUUGCACUUUUGUUAAAGACACAGUAAUGGUAUUUAUUGUUGAACUUUUGUUAAAGACACAGUAAUGGUAUUUAUUGUUGCACUUUUGUUAAAGACACAGUUAUGGUUUUUAUUAAUGUAAUGGAUAAUGUAAAUCAGAAUUUAAAAUAUAAGUUUUUAUUAACUUUAUCAGUGGCAUAGCUAGGCGGAAGCUCGGAAGCUAAGGCUUCAACAUGGUUUUGUCAAAAAAAUCAAACAUAAUAAAAAAAAAAAAGGAGCUAGAGAGAGAGAGAGUGAAGGGGAAGAGAAAUGGGCGCUGUGCGGUUAAAUAAAAGAAUUUGUAGAAGUCAACGAGUCGAUAUCACUUCUCAGACUCCCCGCGUUCGUUCCCAUCACCUGCGCUUUAUUUCCCCUCUUUUUAUAGCAGACGAAUAUUGUGCCUGCGGGGUGUUCUGCUAGUUACAAUGCAACGCAGAAUUGACAAUGCCAGUGACCAAUGCCAUCGCUGAACGCAGUUUCAGUGUCAUGCGCCGGGUUAAAACAUAUCUGCGUUAUACGAUGACAUCAGAACGACUUUCGGGGCUAUCUAUACUUCACGCAUACAAGGAAGGAGACGGUCAAGCCUAUUGGCAUUGAUAAAGUUAUUGACUGUUUUGCAACCAAAAAGGACAGGAGGCUUGCUUUUUUGGUUUAAAGUCAUUGGUGAGAGAGAUUGACUCUGACUCUUUUAAUAAUUCAUAUCCACACAUAAGGUUUCGACUGGCUGUAUCUUCAAAGUGAAAUGUUUCUCGAACAAUUACCCUACUGAGUUUGUAUUUUUGAAAUAAAACAAGACAAUUUUUUUUAGUUUAUUCACUGACAAACAUGGCAGGAAAUUUAGAAUCAUGUAUAAUGUUGUAUCAUAAAUAUUGCUCAGCUUUUGCACGAUAUUUGCUUAAUGCAGCCAAAAGCAAGGAUGAGCCAUCACCUUCGUUAAUUUUCAUUUAGUUGCCCUGGUAAGUUGUAUUCCGCUGCCCAUCAAUAUUGCCAAUGAGACAACUCUUCACAAGAGACCAAUUGACACAGAAAUUAACAACACGAUAGAUCCCCGUACGGCCUUCGACAAUGAAUAAAACCCAUACCGCAUAGUCAGCUAAAAAGGGCCCCGAAAUGCCAAAUGUAAAACAAUUCAAACGAGAAAUCUAACAGUCUGAUUUAUGUACAAAAUAAUGAAAAAAAACCAUAUAAGAUAGACAGCAACAAACGACAACCAGUACACUAAAUUACAUGCUCCUGACUUGGUAAACUGAGGCACAUACAUGUACCGAAUGUGGCGGGUUAAACUAAUUUGAAUGUGCCAACCCUGCCCUAACCUGGGUACCCACUAUAUAAAACUGAAUAUAUUGUUUACAUUUCAACUACAAACAAUUUAUAAUGGUGAGGUUUUUAUUAUACUGGUCUUUGUAAAUAUAACUUUUUUACCCCUCAGGAAUCUCCUAGUUUUUAUACGACCACAAAAAAAAUUUUGUGGUCGUAUAUUGGUAUGACGUUGGCGUCGUCGUCCUCGUCGUCGUCGUCGUCGUCCGAAGACACAUUAGUUUUCGCACUCUAACUUUAGUCUAAGUGAAUGGAUCUCGAUGAAAUUUUACCAUAAGGUUCAAUACCACAAAAGGAAGGUUGGGAUUGAUUUUGGGGGUUAUAGAAACAGUUAAGAAAUUAGGGGCCAAAAAGGGGCCAAAAAUAAGCAUUUUUGUAACUUCCAGACAUAACUUGUGUGUAAGUGUAUGGAUCUCUCUGACAUUGUACCACAAGGUUCCAUAUCACAAAGGAAAUGCUGGGAUUGAUUUUGGGGGUAAUUGCCUCCAAAUUUUAGGAAUUAGGGGCCAAAAGGGGCAAAAAACAAGCAUUUUCUAGUUUCAUGACAAUAACUUGUGUGUUAGUGUAUGGAUCUCUCUGACAUUGAAUCACAAGGUUCCAUAUCACAAAGGGAAUGCUGGGAUUGAUUUUGGGGUAAUUCCCUCCAAAUUUUAGGAAUUAGGGGCCAAAAAGGGGCAAAAAACAAGCAUUUUCUAGUUUCAUGACAAUAACUUGUGUGUUAGUGUAUGGAUCUCUCUGACAUUGUAUCACAAGGUUCCAUAUCACAAAGGGAAUGCUGGGAUUGAUUUUGGGGGUAAUUGCCUCAAAAUUUUAGAAAUUAGGGGCCAAAAAAGGGGCAAAAAACAAGCAUUUUUCUAGUUUCAUGACAAUAACUUGUGUGUAAGAGUAUGGAUCUUUAUGAAAUUGUACUACAAGGUUCCAUAUCACAAAGGGAAAGCUGGAAAUGAGUUUGGGGGUAAUUGACCAAAAAGCUUAGGAAGAAGGGGCCUAAAAGGGGUCAAAAAUAAGCAUUUUUCUAGUUUCCAGACAAUAACUUGUGUGUAAGUGUAUGGAUCUCUCUGAAAUUGUACUGCAAGGUACCAUACCACAAAGGGAAGGCUGGGAUUGAUUUUGGGGGUAAUUCCCUCAAAAUUUUAUGAAUUAGGGGCUAUAAAAGGGCAAAAAAACAAGCAUUUUUCUAGUUUCAGGACAAUAACUUGUGUGUAAGUGUAUGGAUCUUUAUGAAAUUGUACUGCAAGGUUCCAUAUCACAAAGGGAAAGCUGGAAAUGAGUUUGGGGGUAAUUGACCAAAAAGCUUAGGAAGAAGGGGCCAAAAAUAAACAUUUUUCUAGUUUCCAGACAAUAACUUGUGUGUAAGUGUAUGGAUCUCUCUGAAAUUGUAAUGCAAGGUACCAUACCACAAAGGGAAGUCUGAGAUUGAUUUUGGGGGUAAUUCCCUCAAAACUUUAUGAAUUAGGGGCCAUAAAAGGGCAAAAAAACAAGCAUUUUUCUAGUUUCAGGACAAUAUCUUGUGUGUAAGUGUAUGGAUCUUUAUGAAAUUGUACUGCAGGAUUCCAUAUCACAAAGGGAAAGCUGGGUUUGAGUUUGGGGGUAAUUGCCCUAAAUGUUUAGGAAUUUGGGGCCAAAAAGGGGCCAAAAAACAAGCAUUUUUCAAGUUUCCAGACAAUAACUUGUGUUCAAGUGUAUGGAUCUCUCUGAAAUUGUACUGCAAGGUACCAUACCACAAAGGGAAGGCUGGGAUUGAGUUUGGGGGUGUUUAAUCAUAAGGGGGUUCAAAAAAUUUGGGGGGGGGAUUUUUGUUUCCUUUUUUUUCUUUGGAAUUUUCCAUUUUAAAUUGGUUAUUUCUGAUUUAUAUAUAAAAACAACUAAUCAUGAUAUGGUUUGAAUAGGUAAAUUAACAUUUUUUAAGUUCUUAGACCACUUUCAUUCUGUGUCAGAAACCUAUGCUGUGUCAAAUAUUUAGUUACAAUCCAAAUUCAGUGCUGUAUCAAGCUUGAAUGUUGUGUCGAUACUUGCCCCAACUGUUCAGGGUUCGACCUCUGCGUAUCAAGCUGCGCCCCAGCGGUGCAUUUUAUUACAGUUUCUUUGAGGAACAAUAUAUAUUUUUUUUUAACAAAAGUAUCUGACUUGUAUCAAACAAAAAUGCUUUUAACUACACCUUAACAUUCAAUAUUUUCAUUUAAUAUUUGUGGGUCUAAAACCCUAAAUUCCCGGAGCUUCCGGGGGCUUCACCCCCUGAAGCCCCCUACAAGGCCUUUGCCCUGGACACAGUGGGGGCCUUGAGGGGCCCCAGAUCCCCUGCCGAUUUGGGCUUCACCUUCAACAUUUGUCUAGCUAAGCCACUGAUUAUACUCAUUCUGUUGCAUUUCUCACAAUAAGUAACAAUAAAAACAUCAGGAUUCUUAUUUUGUGAAAAUAUGUUAUUUGCUAUAUAUAUGAUUGUGUCAUUUAAAUGUCUGGUUACAGAAAUAUACA